GGAAGCUUUUUGGGCACUCCUGGGAGCAUAAAGUCAUCUUCUGGAAGUUCAGUUCAGUCUCCCCAGGACUUUUUGAGUUUUACAGACACAGAUCUUCGAAGUGACAGUUUCACACAUUCUCAACAGGCUUCCUCAACCAAAGAUGUACAUAAAGGAGAGGCUGGGAGUCAAGAGGGGAGUGUCAACUGUUUCACUUCCCUAAUUGGUCUCCCUUCAUCAGCGGCUGUUUCCCAAUCUAAAAACUUUGACAGCUCACCUGGAGACAUAGGUAAUGCAAGCCUUACUUCUACAGCAUACAAACGAGCUCAAACUUCUGGAAUAGAAGAAGAAACUGUAACAGAGAAGAAACGUAAAGGAAAUAAGCAAAGUAAACAUGGGCCUGGGAGACCCAAAGGAAAUAAAAGUCAAGAAAGUCUUUCCCAUCUUUCAGUUUCUUCUGCUUCCCCAACUUCAUCUGUGGCAUCUGCUGCAGGAAGUGUGACAAGCUCUGGUCUUCAAAAAUCUCCAACUUUGCUCAGGAAUGGAAGUUUACAAAGUCUUAGUGUUGGUUCAUCUCCAGUGGGUUCAGCUUUCUCGAAGUUGAUGAAUGCCAUACAUAAUGGUAUUUUUAGCAGCAAUGAUGUAGCAGUAUCAUUUCCAAAUGCAGUAUCUGGCUCAGGAUCUAGCACUCCCGUUUCCAGUUCUCAUUUACCUCAGCAGGCUUCAGGCCACUUGCAGCAAGUGGGAGCUCUGUCACCUUCAACCGCGCCUUCUGUAACUACUGUUGUUGCUGCAACUCAGGCAAACACCCUACCUGGAUCUUCUCUCAGUCUGCCUCCAUCCCACAUGUACGGCAAUAGGCUGAAUCCCAGUUCAGCCAUGGCAGCGCUCAUGGCUCAGUCUGAGAACAGCCAAGCAGAUCAAGAUCUGGGAGAUAAUAGCCGAAGCCUUGUUGGCAGAGGAGGAUCACCCCGAGGAAGCCUCUCACCACGAUCCCCUGUGAGCAGCUUGCAGAUUCGCUAUGAUCAAUCAGGGAACAGUUGUGGGGAAAAUUUGCCCCCAGUAGCAGCCAGCAUAGAACAGCUCCUGGAGAGGCAAUGGAGUGAAGGACAACAGUUUUUAUUAGAGCAAGGCACCCCCAGUGACAUUUUAGGAAUGCUUAAAUCAUUACACCAACUUCAGGUUGAGAACAGGCGGUUGGAAGAGCAGAUAAAGAACCUGACUGCCAAGAAGGAGAGGCUUCAGCUCCUCAAUGCCCAGCUCUCAGUGCCCUUUCCAACAAUAACUUCAAACCCCAGCCCUUCUCAUCACGUCCAUGCCUUUCCAGUGCAAGCACCACCUAGCACUGAUUCCUUGAACAGCAGUAAAAGUCCUCAUCUGGGAAACAGUUUCCUACCAGACAAUUCUCUUCCUGUAUUAAAUCAGGAGAUAACCUCCAGCGGACAAAGCACCAGCAGUUCAUCAGCGCUUUCCACUCCACCACCUGCUGGGCAGAGUCCGGCCCAGCAAGGCUCGGCAGUCAGCGGGCAGGUCAAUGGUGUGACAGUGGGGGCACUGGCCAGUGGUAUGCAGACUGUAACCUCCACCAUUCCUGCAGUGCCUGGGGUGGGUGGAAUCAUUGGAGCACUGCCAGCCAGCCAGCUGGCAAUCAAUGGAAUUGUAGGGGCUUUAAAUGGGGUCAUUCAGACCCCAGCAACAAUAUCACAGAACCCUUCUCCUCUCACUCAUGCAACUGUGCCACCCAACGCAACGCAUCCUCUGCCAACCACGCUAAAUAACAGUGCCUCGGGACUAGGAUUGCUUCCUGACCAACAGAGACAACUUCUACUCCAUCAGCAGCACCAGCAAUUUCAGCAGUUACUAAAUACCCAGCAACUCACAUCAGAACAACAUCAGGCCCUUUUGUAUCAAUUAGUACAGCAACAGCAUCACCAUCACCAACACCAUCAGUCUGAAGUACAGCAACUGCAGAUUACUGGAGGAGCACAGAUACCCAUAAACAACUUACUUUCAGGCACACAGGCCUCAACACUUAAUGCAGCUGCUACCAACCCAUUCCUUACAAUCCAUGGAGAUAAUGCAGCUCAGAAGGUGACAAGGCUCAACGAUAAAACUGGACCAGUUGCGUCAGAGAAGAGUUGA
Messenger RNA from Acanthisitta chloris (rifleman), 2121 nucleotides. RefSeq names its product protein AF-10-like. The record is from RefSeq and is a predicted model, not a curated record. Lineage: Eukaryota; Metazoa; Chordata; Aves; Passeriformes; Acanthisittidae.